Molecule: messenger RNA, 330 nt
Organism: Glycine soja
Lineage: Eukaryota; Viridiplantae; Streptophyta; Magnoliopsida; Fabales; Fabaceae
Product: putative germin-like protein 9-2
Exons: 1
Coding region: 1-330 (109 amino acids)
Source: RefSeq, a predicted model, not a curated record
AUGUCUUCCACCACCUUUAAAGUUGUGACACUAAUGAUAUCUAUUUUUGCCAUCAUGCAAAUAUCAAGAGCUGGUGACCCAGACAUUCUCACUAACUUCAUAGUCCAUCCCAACACCAUACCUGAUGGCAACUUGUUCACCUUCACCGGCUUUCGAGUCAUAUUUUCACCUAACAACAUUGUCUCAGAUUUUAAAGUGCUGAAGGCAACCAAGGAAGAAUUUUCUACCCUUGAUGGACAAAGUGUCUCAUAUGCAACCCUUGAAUUCCCAGGUGGCAGUAUAAACCCACCACAUACACACUCACUCUGCAAAGCUACUCUUCACUGUUGA